CCAGACCAUACAGCUGACUGACACAACAUUGGAUCAAAAGUAGGCAUGACAGUCUCCAGGCGGCUUCAUUCAAUAAAGACUUCCUUUUUUUAAUAGUAAGCACAACUCUGAAAAGAAAUCGUAUCACAUGAUAUCACCCUAUAAAACCAGAACACUCUGAACUUUUGGCAUAGCUUUUACAGUCUGCCUGAAGAACAACAUGGAACAGAUUAUGCAGAAGAGUAUGAAUGAAAAAAAUAAUGAAUGUCUGGAGUCAUACAAAAAGGAGAACAUCUUUUUAGACUUCUGCGUGUUCAUGGAUAGAGACGAAAAAGUAGAAUAUCCACUGAAACCAGAAGAAUCUGAAUGUAGUACAGAAGGCAGCAGAGAUGGUGAAUGUUCUGUGGAAAGAGUGUGGUGUAAGAGCGAGAACUAUAGCAUGACUUACACCAUACAGUGUGGGAUUACAUCAGUUGAUAAACGUCAGGUUCUGAUCCAGAGUUUAGGCCAGACAAUCAUCAGUUCUGAUUUUUUCCACGCUUGCAUGAAUAAUUCCAAAUCUGAGAGGAUGACAAUAUUCUACUACAAGUCACAGAUAGAAGGUCUGAACGGCCUGCCUGUCGUGUUACAAUUUAGCGACUCAAAUCAUUUUUUUAAGUGCACAGAGAAGAAUGGCAAAGCAGUGCUCACCAUCGAGUGCUUGGAGCAUGACAAACUGAAGACUAUCUGUAAGAGUGACAAAACCACAUGGCCUUUUGUCUUCCUAUUUUCAACUACGAAGGAGAACUAUUGUCGCUUUGAGUCAGCUGCCUGCAGUGGCUGGUUCAUUCAUACAAGGUUAAAUAGGGUGUAUGCAGGUUCUAGCCUAGAAAAAAAAUAUGAAGAAAAUACUUAUCAAAUUAUCAAUGUAUAAUAAGUCUUCAACCCUAGUAAAUAGACUUUACUACUCAAUGUUCAUGUGAAGAGCUGUGUUGAAAACAGUAUGAGAUCAGUAUGUAUACGUCCUUAUACCUCAGCUUCUUAAUUCUCAGUAUAUUGUUAUUUCAUUCUCAUGAGUGUAUCUUCACUUUUGCUUCACCAAAUCUGAGGUGUGUU
Molecule: messenger RNA, 1074 nt
Organism: Tachysurus vachellii
Lineage: Eukaryota; Metazoa; Chordata; Actinopteri; Siluriformes; Bagridae
Exons: 5
Coding region: 200-892 (230 amino acids)
Biological process (GO): positive regulation of gene expression; cellular response to lipopolysaccharide; immune response
Molecular function (GO): cytokine activity
Source: RefSeq, a predicted model, not a curated record